Molecule: messenger RNA, 3174 nt
Organism: Phytophthora sojae
Lineage: Eukaryota; Oomycota; Peronosporomycetes; Peronosporales; Peronosporaceae
Exons: 1
Coding region: 1-3174 (1057 amino acids)
Biological process (GO): nitrate assimilation
Molecular function (GO): flavin adenine dinucleotide binding; 2 iron, 2 sulfur cluster binding; nitrite reductase [NAD(P)H] activity
Source: RefSeq, a predicted model, not a curated record
AUGGCUGACGCUGUUCCUACCAAGAAGGAGGUGGUCGUGGUCGUGGGCAACGGCAUGGUGGGCCACCGCUUCCUGGAGCGACUGCGCAAGUACGACACGAGCAAGCGCUACGCCCUCGUCUCUAUCGGGGAGGAGCCCAUCCAGCACUACAACCGCAUGCUGCUGACCGAGUACUUCGAGCAUCUGAGCAUCGACAAGCUCAAGCUGGCCCCGCCCAACUGGUACGCCGAGAACGAGGUCGACCUGCUCACCAACGCUCAAGUGCUUGCCAUCGACACGGCAAACAAGAAGGUGCUGUGUCAACGCCUCGGCGACGAGAACGCAUCGAAGGGAGAGCUACAGUUUGAAGUGCCCUACAACCGCGUAGUGAUCGCUACGGGCGCCAGCGCACUGGUGCCCCGACUCCCCGGCACCAGCUUGCGGGGCGUGUUUGUGUACCGCUCGAUCGCUGACCUCAACAACAUCAUUGCGCACGGCGAGCAGCAAGCCAAACUCGAAGCUGCUGGCGGUCCCAAGAAGUACGCGCUGGUGGUCGGUGGCGGGCUGCUGGGUCUCGAGGCCGCUAAGGCCGUCCACGAUCUGAAGGUGGCCGUACGGGUCAUCAACCGGGGCACUCAGCUCAUGUCACGCCAACUCGACGCUGAUGGCGCAAAGGUUCUCCACAACGAGAUCGUGAACAAGUUCGGCAUCGACGUACUCUACGACAAGUCCACGCAAGAGAUCCUCGGGAGCGAGGAGAACGGCGUCGAGGCAGUGCAGUUCACCAACGGCGAGAGGUUUGAUGAUGUGUGUAUGAUCAUUUUCGCGACGGGAAUCAAGCCGCGCGACGAGCUCGCGCACUCCAGCGGCCUGGAACUGGCUAAGCGAGGGGGCAUCCUCAUCAACGACUACUUGGAGUGCAGUGCGCCGAGUGUGUACGCGCUUGGAGAGUGCAUCUCACACCGCAACUUCACGUACGGCCUUGUUGCCCCCGGCUACGAGAUGGCCGACACUCUGGCCAAGAACUUCACGUGCAGAUCCCCGGAGGACCGUAUCGCAUUCCCCGGUGGUGACGUCUCCACCAAGCUGAAGCUCAUGGGGAUGGAGGUCGGCUCGUUCGGUGACUACUUUCCCGAGUUUAUCAAGGAGCCGUUCGAGGCCCUCACAUACAACAACCCGCUGGAGAAGGUGUACAAAAAGCUCUUCUUUUCAGCUGACGGUAAGAAGCUGCUCGGGGGCAUCCUUGUUGGCGACACAAGCGACUUCGUGCGUCUCUCACUCAUGUACAAGCAGAAAGACACAAAGCCGCUCGAGGACCCGCCGAACGAGAUCCUGCUCGGAAAGCGUGGUGGAGGGGACGGUAACUCGGUGCUUGAUCUCCCGGACGAAGCUCAAGUUUGCUCGUGCAACAACGUGAGCAAGGGAGACAUCUGCAAGGCCAUCAAGGAGAAGAAGCUGACCAAACUUGGCGACGUGAAGAAGGUCUGCAACGUCGGGACCGGCUGCGGCGGCUGCAUCCCCAUGGUGAAGGAUAUCUUGGAGGCUGAACUUGCAGCUGCUGGCACUGCCGUCGACAAGUCUCUCUGUGAACACUUCGCCUACUCACGUCAGGAACUCUACCAGAUCAUUCAGGUCGAGCAAUACUCCACUUUCGCCGAGGUGUUGGCCAAGCAUGGCCGCAAGCAGCACGAUCCUCGAAGCUACGGCUGCGAGAUCUGCAAGCCCACGGUGGCUUCCAUUCUCGCGAGUCUUCAGAAUGGCCACAUCCUCAAAGGGGACCGUGCUCCGCUGCAGGAUUCGAACGACCGCUUCUUGGCGAACUUGCAGAAGUCGGGACAAUUCUCCGUCGUCCCGCGCGUCGCUGGUGGAGAGAUCACACCAGACAAGCUCAUCGUGCUGGGGCAAGUCGCCAAGAAGUUCGAUCUGUACACGAAAAUCACCGGCGGACAGCGCGUGGACCUCUUCGGUGCGCAGAAGCAGGGUCUCCCGGAGAUCUGGCGGAUGCUGGUGGAGGCCGGCUUCGAGUCGGGCCACGCGUACGGCAAGUCCCUACGCACAGUCAAGAGCUGCGUCGGUACGACGUGGUGCCGCUAUGGCCAGCAGGACUCGGUCGGCUUCGCGAUCUUCCUCGAGAACCGGUACCGCGGCAUCCGCUCGCCUCACAAACUCAAGGGAGGCGUCUCCGGCUGCACCCGCGAGUGUGCAGAGGCUCGGGGCAAGGACUUCGGCUGCAUCGCCACGGACACGGGCUACAAUGUGUACGUGGGCGGCAAUGGCGGCACCAACCCUCGUCAUGCCACGCUCCUUGCUUCAGAUGUCCCGCAGGACCUGGCCGUCAAGUACUUGGAUCGCUACAUCAUGUACUACAUCAUGACUGCUGACCGCCUGCAACGCACGUCCAAGUGGCUGGACACUCUUGAGGGCGGCAUUGAGCAGCUCCGGCGUGUUGUGAUGCAGGACUCGCUGGGGAUCUGCGCGACGCUGGAGAAGCAGAUGAGCUACCUCGUGGGCACGUACGAGUGCGAGUGGAAGAAGGUGAUCGAGUCGCCCGAGCUGAUGGCGCAGUUCGCCCAGUUCAAGAACACCAGCGAGACCCAGAAGGAGGUGCAAAUGCACACGGUGCGCGACCAGCGGAUGCCCACGACCUUCGUAGCCAAGGCCAAAAGCGGCAGCAGCAGCCCCACGGGCAUCGAGUCCUCGUCUCCCGCGUCUUCGUCCUCCAUACUGGCCGAUCUGGACGACACGGAGUGGGUCUCGUUCGGCAGCAAGGACCUCUUCGACGCGAACGGCGGCGGCGCCGUGCUCUACGGCGAGUCGCAGCUGGCCAUCUUCAACAUCGUCGAGAGCUGCAACGGCAUCGAGAAGGUCUCGUGGUUCGCCACGCAGAAUAUGUGCCCCUUUGACCACUCGUUCGUGCUGGCGCAGGGCAUCGUGGGGGACCUGGACGGCCGGCCCAAGGUGGCCUGCCCCAUGCACAAGCGCAACUACGACCUGGCCGACGGCUGCUGCCUCAGCGGCGACGACCUGCGGCUGCAGACCUUCGAGGCCAAGGAGGAAGACGGCACCAUCUACGUGCUGCUGCCUCCCACGGACGUGGUGGAUGCCCGCCUGGCGACCUCCAAGUUCGUCGCGCAGGAAGGGGGCAGCCCUGCACCCCCAGAGGUGGCGGCAGCUCCCGUCACGCUGGACUGGUAA